Oryza brachyantha (malo sina) is the source of this 793-nucleotide messenger RNA. RefSeq lists its product as uncharacterized. Gene Ontology annotation, biological process: transcription by RNA polymerase III. The record is from RefSeq and is a predicted model, not a curated record. The transcript has 5 exons. Lineage: Eukaryota; Viridiplantae; Streptophyta; Magnoliopsida; Poales; Poaceae. Gene Ontology annotation, cellular component: transcription factor TFIIIC complex. The coding region runs from base 209 to 640 and encodes 143 amino acids.
CGGCCCCGUGGCCGGCGGAGAGGGCGGUCUGCAGCUCGCUCGCUGCCGUUGCGCCGGAAAGUGGUGACGCCUUGCCGUCGGUGCCGGCGUCUUGGGCUCUCGCUCAGCCUCCUCACUCGGCAUAACCGCAGACAUCAAAGCUACAAUGAGGUACAUUGGUUGGUGAAGUAAGAGUUUACUACUGAUUAGAAUAAAAUCUUUGUUGGAUAUGGCAGAGAUUCACGAGAAAGAUAUGCAAUUUGAGAAAGAAGACGGGGAAGAUGAAGAGUAUGUCUUGCUAGAGUUGGAUGAUUGUCUUUGUUCUGACAUACAACCAAAUGCUCCAUAUGUGCUUUCUGGUUUGGAUACGUUGACUCCUACCUUGAUACUAGGUGAUGGCCUGAAGAUGAUUGGAGAAUACCAAGAGACUAUUGGCACAUGCUAUUUGUUCUCAGAAACUAAUGCUCCACCGAGACCCAUUCAAGGUGAGAUUACACCUCCUGGAGAAAAUAAGGACGAGCAAGGCAGCAGUACCACUAAGGAGGUACCAUCCAAGGAUGUGAAGCAUCUCGCAAGCGUUCAGAAGAUCCUCAAAUUUCGCUCUAUCAAUGCGGAUCAUGAGCAGCAUAGAGCUUACAGGGACAAUGACAAGGAACUUUGAAACAAAAAAAAAACUUUUAGCUGUUUUUUCUUCAUCAAAUUGUACAGUAAGGUGAUUCGUUUAUCCUCCAAACAGAAUGCCAGAAUGACACUUAUAUUAUGCUCAUCUCACUAUGGCACCUUCUAGCUUUCGCUUCUGCUUAUAAAACAAAAU